AUGCUGCCGAAAAUUCCAUUUAUCAAUGAAAAGGAUAAAGCCAAAUUACAAAGUGGAGGAACAGCGGCAUCGGGGGCAGCAGGAUCGGGAUCCAGUGCAGCCACUCCAGCGUCACCUAAUAAACAAAAUAAAGGAGCGUCUCCUGCAGUGGAUACCAGCAGCUCCAGUAGUAAUAAUAACCAUUCACUGGCGAAUCCCAUGGUUUGGACACAGGAUAUCAUUCAUUCAUAUGAAGCACCACUUGCAUCAGAAAUAUACGAACUUCCCGACAACGACAGUCUGAAUGCACGAAUGCUGGGUAUCUCGCUGGAGCACGGAUUGCUGCACGGAAUUGACAACGGAGUAUGUGAUAUCAUGAUAGCAGGACUCGAGCAUUAUUUGAAAGAUGUGGUUCAGCAAAUUUUUGAUAAAGCCCGGCUGCGAAAGAUCCCCGAUUCGGCCAACACCAGUAUUUUCGAGCAGUCCAGUCCACGCACUGCCAGUGUCAGUGGAGCGGCAUCUGCUUUAACUGAGCCGAUUAGCAAGAGAGGAGGCAGCAUUUCACAGACCACAAAUCCAUUCUCAGCACCUGCGACGUCACUUGCCGGUUCCUUUGAAGAUACCAUGACGGCUGAAGAUAUGGCUAUGGCACUGGACACAGCGCCUCACAGUUUCGUGGAGAUGACGGGUCCUGUGUACCGACUUAAGAACACGAUGCUGACAGACGAGGAGUCGGCAGACCCUGCCGAACGGCCGCCAACUCCCAUGUUCAACUCGCAUAUAGAGAGCCAACCGGAGAUCGCCAAUCUCCUAAAAGACAUCAUGUCAAGCUAA
Molecule: messenger RNA, 813 nt
Organism: Sugiyamaella lignohabitans
Lineage: Eukaryota; Fungi; Ascomycota; Dipodascomycetes; Dipodascales; Trichomonascaceae
Gene: HFI1
Product: Hfi1p
Exons: 1
Coding region: 1-813 (270 amino acids)
Cellular component (GO): SAGA-type complex
Source: RefSeq, a predicted model, not a curated record